CUAUCGGCUCUCGUCUUCUACAAUCUCGAGUGAGAAGGAGAAACACGCGUUUCUUCGACGAUUCCUGAAAACCGAGGGUUUUAUCGUUCCCGAACUCCAAAUCAAUUUCAUAGUCGAAUAACUUACAUGCGUUUUCGAUUAGAUCGAAUAAUUGUUCCCAGGUGUUUGUGUGCGCAUUGAUCGUCUCCGAUGGAUGAGGUUUGGGAAAAAGCCGUGGAGACUGCUUUGGAAGGCCAGACGGAUCCGUCGUCCGUCCGGAGUUUGACCAUGGACGGUGUCGUGAAGUGCGUUCACGGCCGCUUGCCUCCGCCGUCGAUUUUCCAGAGAUUCCGGAACCUCCGGCAUUUGUCGAUUGCAAGCAUAGGCGUCUCCUCUUUGGAACGCUUUCCUCGGCUUCAGAACUUGCAGAAGUUGAUUUUAUCCGACAAUAGAAUCUCCGGAGGUCUGGAGUUCCUCGUUAAGGCCGGUUUGCAUUCGCUUAGGGACCUAGAUUUGUCAAACAACCGGAUUCAGGAUGUAAGGGAUCUUAGUCCACUGGCAAAGCUCAAGCUUGUUUCUCUCGAUCUGUACGAGUGUCCGGUGACAAGGGUUAAGGAUUAUAGAUCCAGUGUUUUGGGACUGGUAGAGUCCUUGAAGUUCCUCGAUAAAACUGAUGCAGAAGGGAAUGAGAGGCCUGAGUCUGAUGAUGAGGAGGAUGAUGAGGAGUCAGAGGAGGAGGAGGAUGACUACGAUACCGGGAGCGUGGAAGUUGAUUGUGAGGAUGGAUCCCAUAGGGCCACAUGCAAUGGACGCCAAUCCUGGAAUGACAGAGUGAUUGAGGUGGACGAUGACGAGAGCGAUGCUGAAGAUGCAGAACUGGAUACUUCUAGAGGGGCUAGCGAGACUAGUCCAAAUCGCACACAUAAUCUUCCAAAUGGUGUUAGAGUAGCAGGUGAUGAGGAUGAUGAGGAUGGAGGGGAGGAUGAUGAAGACAGUGAUUGGGAUGAAGAGGAUGAUGUUGAUAAUGAAGAAGAUGAUGAUGACGAUGUGUUGGAGGUUCAUAAUGUUGUGGAUGAUGAUGAAAAUGAUGAUGACGAUGAUGAAGAUGUUGAAGAUGAAGAGGAAGUGGACAAUGAUGACUUCGGGGAAAAACAAAGUACCGAUGUGCUUGCUAGCACAGAGGGAGAGAUUGAUGGGGAUGGAGAAGAUAGUGAUAGUGAUGAGGACGAUAGCGUAGAGACUGGUGAGGAGAAUUCUGAUGAUGAGGAAGAAGAUAACGGAGCUGGAUAUUUAGUUCAACCAGUUGGUUCUGUAGUUGCCAAUGGGAUGAUGCAUGAGGAAGAAGAUGGAGAGGAUGAUGAUGAUGAUGAUGAUGGUGAAGUCCAUGAGGUGCCAUCUUUGAAGAGGAAGAGAGAUCCAGAUGUAGAAGAAGAAGAAGAUGAUGAUGAUGAAGUCCAUGAGAUGCCAUCUUUUAAGAGGAAGAGAGAUCCAGAUGUAGAAGAAGAAGAUGAUGUUGAUGAUUGCAGUGACGAUGAUGAUGAUGGCGAUGACGAUGAUGAUGAUGGGGUGUUGGAGAAUGGCAAGUGCAGGUAGGGGAGUUUGAUGACAUCAGCCAGCAAUGGAGGGGAAGAUGUGUAAUAUGCUCUCACGCAGGGAGGGAAAGGAGGAAAGUCAACUCCUCCACCUUCACAGCAAUGGCAGGGGAGAGAGAGUGCAGGACAGAGCAGAGAGAGAGAGAGAGAGACUGUGGAGGAGAUGAGAGUUGGGAGCUUUUAAUUAGAGUGUGUUAAUGGAUUUUUUUGGGCGGGACCAAAAUUAUAUCUUUCUCUAUCUCUAUCUAUUACUUUUUUUGGAGGGAAACAUGAUGAUGGUGGAUGGAUGAUGAAGGAAGCAAUGUGCGUGUGUGGGCAAACGGAGCGAGAGAGAGAGAGAGAGUGAUACGUCGUCGUCCGGUCAAAGUGACCUCCUCCUCAUCGAGAACUUGUACAAUGAAUGUGAAUUGUCACGUGUUCUUUUAUUUCAAUUAAAUAACAUUUUGAUUUCAUUUCCUGGUUGAUGUAUGCCAGAUGGCAAGUACUCAUUCGGAUGCUGUUUCUCAUUUUUUUUAAAUAACAAUAAUAAAUGUAAUAAAUAAUACUACGUACU
Cuscuta campestris is the source of this 2124-nucleotide messenger RNA. The record is from the annotation of a GenBank genome assembly. Lineage: Eukaryota; Viridiplantae; Streptophyta; Magnoliopsida; Solanales; Convolvulaceae.